ACCAACCGAACGCACCACCUCCUCCUCCUUUCUUAUUACUCCCGCGGCCGACUCCCCAGCCCUGCUCCAGUUUGGUCCAAUCCAACCAAGCAGAGGCUGCAGCCUGCGGAGAAGAGGAGAAAGAAACAGAGUUUCAGUUUCCGACAUGCCGCGGCUGCUGCCUGGAACUGGAAGGGCCUCCUCCUUGUCCUCUUCUUUGCUACUGCUCCUGCUGCUCGGUGCCGCGAUGGCGGCGGCGCCGGAGGCGGCGGCGGUGAUGCCCAUGGAGGCCUACUUCUCGCCGGCGGAGCUCGUUCGCAUUGCGGGGUACGGCGAAGAGCUGGUGUCGACGGUGAUCGUGUCCGGGAAGGUCGUCUGCAAGCUCUCCCUCCGCCCACCCGGCUCCGACCUCCUCAGCAUCGAGCUGCCAGGAGCUACAGUAGGAGUGGCCUGUGAAACUGGAGGUAUAAAGACGAUGGCUAACUCUGUAUUCACAGUAACUGAUGAGAAUGGCAACUUCACCAUAGAACUCCCUUCUCGGCUCCAUGCCACACCAAACCUGGAGAAGGCUUGCUCUGUCAAGGUGCUCCAGCUCCCGCUAGACUGUGCGUGUUGGCCUCGCCGUAGUCCUAGUUACUACCAUGGCAUCCAGUUAUCAUCAUCAGAGGAUGGCAUCCGCUCCUACACGACAGGGGUGAUACGGCUGCAGCAUCAUGAUACAAAGUCAGACAUGUCCAUGCACCAUGUUGGUACAGAAUAGAAUUGAUGAUAGACAAACAAUUGUUGAUGUAAAGUAGUUCGAUUCUUGGUUGAGUUCCAUUUUCUUUAAAUUUUCAAGAAGCGUAGUUGGGUAGAUCGAAUAGAUGCCUUUUUCCAUAUAUUUUCUUCCUAUCCCUACUUCAUUUCUUGUAAUUAUGACCUCCCUUUAUAAUAUACAACCAGAUGUCUGGGCUC
Messenger RNA from Oryza sativa Japonica Group (Japanese rice), 933 nucleotides. RefSeq lists its product as uncharacterized. Lineage: Eukaryota; Viridiplantae; Streptophyta; Magnoliopsida; Poales; Poaceae. The record is from RefSeq and is a predicted model, not a curated record.